AAAUUGAAAUAAGUCCGAUCCCUCUUCCAGAGUUGUGCUGCCGUCUCCGUUCUUUUGCCGAUUGAAUUAAUCGGCGUUUUCCUUCUUUUAUUAGACGUUUAAUUUAUGCAUAGGCUGUUGAUUCAAUUUGAUUCUUAUGGAAUAACAUGACAAAGUCAGAUCUUAUUCGCAGCAAGCGCCGGGAAUUUGAUCAUCUCGGUGAUUCUUCUCCAUUGCCUCGGAAAAAGAGCAGACCGCUGCUCGCCAAUACAGCCACCAUAGAUAUACAACCUCUUGGACCGCCUCUGGUUUCAGGAACCACCGGUUCUUCAUCGGAGUUGAUCCGUCUCGAGCCGUAUCAACCGCACACCAUAGGCCGAUCUCCUCGGCGCUGUGAUUCAGUGUUCCAAGACCGUAGAGUCAGUAGGAGGCAUUGCCGAAUUUUGUUUGAUGCUGUGGAUCGUAAAAUACGCAUAGCCGAUGGCGUUUACGGAUUCGAUUCUACUAGUUUUUCUAGGGCUAGGGUUUCGAUGAAUGGAGUGUUUGUCAACGGGAUCAGGAUUGCGAGAGGGGAAUUUGUCGAGUUGAGUGCAGGCGAUGAGGUCUCUCUGGUUUGUGGAAAUGAAGGGGUUUGUAGUUUGGGGGUUCGAAUUGGGUUUGUUGUGCAGAGAAUUGUAUUUGUGGAGGAGGCUUUUGGUGAAAACGUGUCUAAUUCCGGAUUUGCAGCAAGUGGCAUGUACCCAGGCCGUGCCAUUGCUGGAUCACGGACUAGGAGAGCCAUGGCAAGAGUGAAUUUACUUUUGAGACAGUGUAGGCAUAUUCGGCAUAGCAACAGCCCCUUUUCAUGUAUUCAGAAGUUCACUAUUUCACGUGGAGUGAAUGGUAUAUCAGGUUUCAUGCUGAAUGAUGAUGUUAAGCUUACAGUGGCAGGCAAACUAGCACUGAAAGAAGUUGCUCAGGUUGAACCAGUGCCCAGCAAGGAUUCGCAUUCUGAGAAGAGUGUGGAAGAUGUAAAUGCCAAUAGAGCAAGUCUGAAUUCAAUUCUCCACCUCAGAGAUAUGGCAGUAGUUUCUGAUGUGAACCCUGCUCCUGAGUGUUUCAAUGCUAAUGCUAACCAUGUACAAGGAAUGGAACAUAUUGCAGCACCUCGUGAAAACUGCAAUACCAAAGGUAACUGGAAGACUUCUUCUCCUUUGGAUUCAAUGGCUAAAAAUAACUCUACUCAGUCUCACUGGGCUGCAAAUGAUAAGAAUCCUAGUGUUUCGAUUCCUUCACCUGGGAAUAAGUUUUAUUUGAACCGCCUUCAGUCUUUGGGCCAUGAUUCAUCAGAUGAUCAUGCUGUUAUUUCCUUGCCAGAACUUCUGUAUCCCGUAGAAAGCCUUUUGCAAAUUUUUAUUGCUACUUUCACAAGCGAUAUUUUAUGGUUUUUAUCAUAUUGUGAGAUUCCAGCCCGCCUACCGGUGACAAUUGCAUGCCACAACAGUGAGCGCUGUUGGAGUUUAUGCCCAGAUAAAAGAACCUCAGUGCCAUUCUCAGAUUUUCCAAACUUGGUAGCGGUGUAUCCUCCAUUUCCUGAGGUCAUAGCCUUUGGUAAAGACCGCAAGAAAUUGGGCAUAGCUUGCCAUCAUCCAAAGUUGCUUGUGUUACAGAGAGAGGAUAGCAUCCGCGUUAUCAUUACUUCUGCAAAUUUGGUGGAAAAACAGUGGAACAGUGUGACCAACACCAUUUGGUGGCAAGAUUUUCCUCGUACAAGCAGGCCUGAAUAUUUCUCUCUUUUUUCCAAAUUCUCUCAUGAGGAUAUAAAUCUAGAUUCAAAAUCUGAUUUUGCUGCUCAGUUGGCUGGAUUUAUGGCAUCUCUACUUGUUGAUGUACCUAGUCAGGCCCAUUGGAUUCUAGAGUUGACUAAAUAUGACUUUAAGGGGGCAGUUGGUCAUCUGGUUGCUUCUAUACCUGGAAUUCACUCUCCCCGAGCACCUCCUAUCUUGGAAUCAAUGCACUGUUUACCUGGUAAGCAACAUGGAUUGCUUUCAUCUAGUGAAAAGGUCCUAGGUUCUGUUGAAACAUCUGUAGUUGGUUUAAGCCAUCUUUUUCACACUUCAGCGGAUUCAAAUGGGGCACAGCUGAAGAAGCUUGCUUCUUUCCUUGGAAAGUGUCGUGAGAAUGUACAUGGGAUGUUGGAGAUUGUUUUAAGAAGAAACACAAAUAUACCAGCUGAUGCAAAUGCUAUAAGCAUCCUUGUUCCUAAUCCAGAAGGGAUCUCUGAGGGAGAUUGUAUCCAACUUGGUUUUCUACCAAGAAAUGUUGCGAAGUGGGUUGCUCCUUUAUCAGAUAGUGGCUUAUUCAGGUUUUCUGGAUAUGUUUAUCCAAAAGAAGUCCUUGCAACUGCUUCAGAAGGAAACAUCAGCAAAGUACAGAUGAUACUGUACGUGUCACAGGGAUCUGUCUUUUCGGACAUGUCAGAAGUAUUGCCAUCUGUACAGGUUUCAGCAAUAUGUUCAUUGGUUGCAUCUAUUCAGAGAUAUACAGGCCUCUGGCGACUUCAAGAGGUUUUACGCGGUUACAAAUGGCCAGAACAUAUGGAAACUGAUUUCAUUUUCGCUUCAUCCUCAAUUGGGUCAAUAAAUGCACGGUUCCUGGCUGCAUUUUCAGCAGCAGCUGGAAAGACAUCAGUGCAGUUCACUGACUCUGAGGAGUCCGAUCCAGAUUGGGGCUGCUGGAGUGCAAGUCAAGAAUUAAAAAAUCCAUCCAUCAGAAUCGUUUUUCCCACAAUAGAAAGAGUGAAAAAUGCAAGCUGUGGAAUCUUAGCUUCAAAGCACAUUCUCUGCUUCUCACAGAAAACAUGGCAAAGGUUGAGGAACAUAAACAUACUUCAUGAUGCUGUUCCUUAUCCGAGAGAUAGAGUUAAUCAUCCAAUGCAUGCCAAGAUUGCCAGAAGACGCUUCCAGUCUAAGAAAGAUGCCUCAUCCUUCGGAUGGGUGUAUUGUGGGUCACAUAACUUCAGUGCAGCUGCUUGGGGGCGUCCAGUUUCUGAUUCAAUUGGGAGAAAGUCCGUGAAGACAAAUCCUGUGCUGGGUUCGAGACUUCACAUCUGUAACUAUGAGCUGGGCAUCAUUUUCAUUAUUCCCCCAUCCAAUACCACGGGUAGUCCCAACCAAAAGUAUACAAGUUUGGAUGACAUUGUGUUACCAUUUGUUGUGCCGGCCCCAAAAUAUAGGGCCGGUGACAGACCAGCUACGGUGCAGGCCAUGAGAGAGGCAUUGGCUGAAAUUAGGGAGCAAGAGAGAAAAGGAUUUAUGGAAUCAAUUACUCCUGAGGAAUUGAUGGAAGGAGAAAUCUCGGAUGAAGAUGAUGAAAUUCUAGAGGCAACUGAUUAUUUCACAAAAGAGCAGGAAGAUGAGAAAGCUUACGCCGAGGAACUAUGGAGCCAAGUUGAUUCAUCAGAGACGUGUUGAGUUUUCUUUCAUACCAGAAGCUUCGAAGGGGUCAACAUGCUGCCCAAAUAAAUUGCAUGCUGGACAAAAGUAAUAAAUCAUUUGAUCACAGGUCCAUACAUUUAGUCCUCCGGAGAUGCUUUAGAGAAAUGUAAAUUAGCUUGGAGGGGAUUGUAUGCAAUUGUUUUUAGAUUAGUGCUAAGAUCCCAUUCUUCUAUUGAUUUCUGAUUGUAUUGGGGGUUUAUACAGAUCUCCAGUCUCGGACGAGGGGAUUAUGUUUCCAUUAUAAUAGCAGUAGCAUGGAAGAAAACAAUAUGAAAUAGAAAAUGAAGUAAAAAAACAAAACCUUGCUUGAGCCAGCAGUUUCCACGAGGCCAAGAGCUCAAAAAUGUGUUUUGCCCG
This is a messenger RNA of Diospyros lotus (date-plum), 3812 nucleotides long. RefSeq lists its product as uncharacterized. NCBI's taxonomy places the organism in Eukaryota, Viridiplantae, Streptophyta, Magnoliopsida, Ericales, Ebenaceae. The record is from RefSeq and is a predicted model, not a curated record. The transcript is spliced from 12 exons. The coding region runs from base 147 to 3431 and encodes 1094 amino acids. Gene Ontology annotation, cellular component: nucleus. Gene Ontology annotation, biological process: DNA repair. Gene Ontology annotation, molecular function: phosphoric diester hydrolase activity; hydrolase activity, acting on acid anhydrides, in phosphorus-containing anhydrides; nucleic acid binding.